AUGUCCGUGUCAUGGAGCAAGCUCAACCCGAGCCAACCAGCGAAGAAGAGAAUACCCGUGCUUCAGUAUUUUCCCACCUUGCAGAAAACAGAGUCUUACGGUAGCUUUAAGGGAAGAGUAGCCCUCGAGGGGAGGGCAUCUUUGAAAAUAGAGCGCACGACGAGAAGAGAUGGCGGAACAUACGUGCUGGGGAUCGUGGGAGAGGGAUUCCCCAUUGAGGAAGGAUUCAUUGAGAUGAAUGUUUUAGUCCCACCAAAAGUUGAAGUCGGUCCCACCAAGCCCUACGUCACAGCCGAAGGUCGGUCAGCGUCUCUGACAUGCGCAGUGAGGGACGCUAGUCCCAACGUGACGUCACUCCGCUGGGAGAAAGAUGGCACCGCGAUCGACACCCUCAGAUUCGACUCCAAAUAUUCGGACGGGACACUGCAGUCACCUGACCUGCUGAUACAUCACGUGACCAGGAGCGAUGCAGGACGGUAUCGCUGCGUGGCAGGUCACGUGGUCAAGUCUGUGGGUGACAGUCUCACACUGGAGGUCCGAUAUCCCGCAACGAUUGUCAGUGUGUCCGACUCACUCACCGUGGCCGUGUCAGAUAACGCCGUGUUACAGUGCGUCGCGGAGGGACACCCUCCCCCGAACGUCACGUGGUCCAGAAACGGAGUGCGCCUGCGCGGUACGACCAAGAGGCUGUCCCGUGGCGUGUGCACGAGCUCCCUGGUGCUGCAGAAAGUUCGGCUGAACGCCACGGGAACAUACGUGUGCACCGCGUCAAACAACGUGGGGAAGGACGAUAUCAAGUCUGUCAUGCUCUCUAUCAGAGUUGCCCGUACGGGAGGUGAGGGGGUGGACGUGUUGAUCCUGGUCGGCGCCAUCGCGGGCGGGAUGUGGCUGGUCAUCUGUCUGGCGCUGGCCGUGUACUUCGUGCGGCGGCGGAGACAGCGGCAGGAGAAGAAGCGCUUCUCGUUCUACUACAACAUGGGGCGGGGGCAGGGCGACAAGAGCGGGGACAGGCCCGGGGAGGAGACUCUGGAGGUCACCCGGCACCCCAACCUUAAGCCGCCCGUGAAGCCGCGUUCUCCCAGUGCACCGUACGGCGGCAUAGAGACCAUCAGACGGACAUCUAACAAAGGGAAGGUGAGGAGAUAUGCCCGCGCCCUGUACUGCUACCGCCCGGCAGAGGAGAACGAACUGGCUCUGGAGGUAGAUGACGUCAUCGAGGUGCUGGAGGGGGAAGAUGGCGGCUGGUGCCUGGGUUACCUGAGGGGCAGGAUAGGCCUGUUCCCCUCCAACUACGUCAAGUUCCUGUCCGCGUCACAAGUGUCAGCCGCCAAGCUAAGGGAAAUAUACGAGCCUGUCGAAUCCAAAUCCUCGUCAUCCAAGGCCAGUCUGUGAAGAGAAUUUACGACAGUGAUAUAACACGACACAAGGCCCGAUUUACCACAGAUACAGUUUUGUGGCAGAAAAGAAGACAAGGAAUUCGAAGGACCGGGGCACAAACAUGAAAUGUCUUCAUUGGUACUAUGUCCUGCUUCGAUGACUGCUUGUGUUAGUGAAUAAUGUACAGGGAAUUAACGUAUGUACGGACGUCCCAAAGCAACUAGAUAUCCCCAUGUGUAUAUGUAUCUUGAAACAUGGACGAAGACGUUUGCUGUAUAAUUUUGUUAUUCUAUAUACGCCCCAUCUACCACAAUAACGCUUCUUUAGCAUGUGCUAGAGCCAUAAGACCCCGGAAUCUGUAAAUAUGAUAUGGAGUCAUCUUCACAGAGAAACAAAUUCCGUUGCUGUUAUCGCUACUGUAUUAGCAGGCGACAUGUAUUUUCUCAAAGUUUAGGUAUAAACUGAAACCCAAAUAAAUUUAUAGUUGUCAUCGUAGUCGUAGUGAAAAUAUUGCGUAGGGUAACGGUCUUCGGUAUUUGUCAACAAAGUGUGCCCUGUUUCAAAUAACUUGUACAUAUCAGGUAUUUCUUGUUAAUAUGAGCCCAUGCGGACGAUUAGAGUAUUACAGGGUGAUUACUGUUAUAUUGAAGACCUUCCUGUGAUAUAUUUAAGAUAUCAAAGGUACCGAGUACCUGAUCGUAAACAAUGUAGUUCCAAGGAAUAGGCGACCUAGACGACCACUGACACUGGUAGAUCUGAAAAUUAAUUCUAUAGUUUAAAGGUGUAGAUAUGUGAUGAGGAAUCGCCCAUGCCAUUCUGACUUUGGAGUCAGUG
Molecule: messenger RNA, 2211 nt
Organism: Branchiostoma belcheri (Belcher's lancelet)
Lineage: Eukaryota; Metazoa; Chordata; Leptocardii; Amphioxiformes; Branchiostomatidae
Product: MAM domain-containing glycosylphosphatidylinositol anchor protein 1-like
Exons: 7
Coding region: 1-1392 (463 amino acids)
Biological process (GO): cell-cell adhesion
Cellular component (GO): cell-cell junction
Molecular function (GO): cell adhesion molecule binding
Source: RefSeq, a predicted model, not a curated record